Cricetulus griseus (Chinese hamster) is the source of this 4158-nucleotide messenger RNA. The record is from RefSeq and is a predicted model, not a curated record. Lineage: Eukaryota; Metazoa; Chordata; Mammalia; Rodentia; Cricetidae.
UUAAUUUUCUUUAUUAGAGACAGGGUCUCUCUGUGAAGCACUGGCUGUGCUGGAACAGGCCGGCCCCAAACUCCCCCAGAUCCGCUUGCCUCUGUCCCCUGAGUGAUCAGAUGUGGCCACCAUGCCUGGCAUUAGUUUAUAUUUUUUAUUUACUUUCGUUUUUAUGUGUUGUUUUGUUUGGAGUGUUGUUUGUUAAGUCGGGGUCUCAGUGUGUAGCACCAGCUAUUCUGGAAUUCGCUUUGUAGACCAGGCUGGCCCCAAACUUACAGAAAUCCGCCUGCCUCUGCCUCCUGGUUGCUGGGACCAAAGCCCAAGACCGCCAAGGCCCAGUUCACGCGAACCUAAGCUUCGCGAGUGAAGUGCCGGCAGAGGCCAGAAGGGGGCUGUGGGUCCGAAGGCAGGUCUCGGCCACUGACUAUCUGCUCAUGUAUUUCUGUUCUGUUGUUUGUUUUUUAAAUACAGUCUCAGGCUGGCUUUGACCUAGUCUUCUGCUUCCACUCUGGAGUUUUGUGGGGACAAGUGUGCACCACCAUGCCUGCUUUUGUUGUUUUAUUAUGGGAGGAUACACAUGCAGCUCUGUUGCCCGCGCUCCUUCAGCGGGCCUCGUAGAUGGAACUCGUGUCUUUAGGCUGGGCAGCAAGCGCUUUUCCCAGACACCUUCCUGGCUCCGCCGCAGAGGUGGUAGGGCUGAGGCCCAGGGCCUGUUUCCUGCCUGUUCCCAUAGGGCUCCAGCGCCAGCCCUUCCUUGCUGGCACCCGGUGGAGUAGAGCGCUGGCUGGGAAGCACAUUUUCCCCUAGGCCCAUGCAGGGAACCCUCCACACCAUGGGAACCUGAGAGGCCCACAAAGUACAGGCUGGAUGUGGAGGUGAGCAGGGUGGAGAGACCAGGAAGGGUUGAGGACACAGCAUAGGCCACAGACUUGCACACAGGGAACCCAUCACGCCAGGUGCAGAGGCUUCUAGUCACAGCCCAGAUGGUCCUGUAACCUGAAGACCCACAGGGAAUGACAGCUGUCCCCAUCCCCCAAACUCCCUCUGCUUCCUGCUCAGGCCUAUUUCUGUAUCGUCCGUUGAUUGCUCAUGCCUGCCGGGCGUAUUGGCCUGGCUGGCUAGGAUGGGGAAUGGAGGCCUGUUGGUCAAUUGGAGAUGUCUGCCCUAAGUGCAAAGAGGUGUGCGAUCACACAGAACCAGAAGACACCUGGUUCCCAGCCAGCCUGCCACUUGGGGGCUUGUGGCUUUUCUUCCCUCUUUCAGUCAGCCCCCUUCUGAUCUGGAGUUCUGCCUCUCUAGAUUGUACUCAUGGCGCCUCCAAGUGAGGAGACACCGCUGAUCCCCCAGCGCUCUUGCAGCCUAUCGUCCUCAGAGGCAGGGUCCCUGCAUGUCCUCCUUCCUCCCCGGGGAUCUGGGCCUCCCCAGAGACUGUCAUUCUCUUUUGGAGACUACUUGGCAGAGGAUCUGUGUGUGCAGGCAGCUAAGGCCUGUGGCAUCCUGCCUGUUUAUCACUCGCUCUUCGCUCUGGCCACCGAGGACUUGUCUUGCUGGUUCCCCCCGAGCCACAUCUUCUCCGUGGAGGACGUGGAUACUCAAGUCUUGGUCUACAGGCUCCGCUUUUAUUUCCCUGACUGGUUUGGGCUGGAGACAUGUCACCGCUUUGGGCUGCGCAAAGAUUUGACCAGUGCCAUUCUCGACUUACAUGUUUUAGAACACCUCUUUGCCCAGCACCGCAGUGACCUGGUGAGUGGGCGCCUCCCAGUGGGCCUCAGCCUGAAGGAGCAGGGAGAGUGCCUGAGCCUGGCAGUGUUGGACCUGGCCCAGAUGGCUCGUGAGCGGGCCCAGCGGCCAGGCGAACUGCUGAAGGCUGUCAGCUACAAGGCCUGCCUGCCUCCUGCCCUACGCGACCUGAUCCAGGGUCUGAGCUUCGUGACGCGCAGGCGCAUCCGCAGGACCGUGCUCCAGGCUCUGCGUCGCGUGGUCGCCUGCCAGGCCGACCGCUGCUCGCUCAUGGCCAAGUACAUCCUGGCUCUUCCAGACCUUCUGUGACUUUCCCGAGAUCGUGGACGUCAGCAUCAAGCAGGCCCCGCGCGUGGGUCCGGCCGGGGAGCACCGGCUGGUCACCAUCACCCGGACGGACAGCCACAUCCUGGAAGCCGAGUUCCCAGGGCUGCCCGAGGCGCUGUCCUUCCUGGCCCUCGUAGAUGGUUACUUCCGCCUGACCUGCGACUCCAGGCACUUCUUCUGCAAGGAGGUGGCGCCGCCAAGGCUGCUGGAGGAGGUGGCCGAGCUGUGCCAUGGACCCAUCACGUCAGACUUCGCCAUCCACAAGCUGAAGGCCUCCGGCUCCCUCCCCGGCUCCUACAUCCUCCGGCGCAGCCCUCAGGACUAUGACAGUUUUCUCCUCACUGCCUGCGUCCAGACGCCCCUUGGCCCGGAUUACAAGGGCUGCCUCAUCCGCCGGGACCCCACAGGGGCCUUUUCCCUGGUUGGCCUCAGCCAGCCACACCGAAGCCUCCGGGAGCUCCUUGCAGCCUGCUGGCAUUCUGGGCUGCACGUAGAUGGGACUGAACUGAACCUCACACUCUGCUGCACCCCCAGACCCAAGGAAAAGUCCAAUUUGAUCGUGGUGAGAAGGGGUUGCACCCCUGCCCCACACCCCGGCCGUGCCUCACCCUGCUUCACGCUGACCCAGCUGAGCUUUCACACAAUCCCUGCCGAGAGCCUGGAGUGGCAUGAGAACCUGGGCCACGGCUCUUUCACCAAGAUCUACCGGGGCUGCCGGCGGGAGGCCGUGGAUGGUGAGACACACGACACAGAAGUCCUCUUGAAGGUCAUGGACGCCAGGCACCGGAACUGCAUGGAGUCCUUUCUGGAAGCUGCAAGCUUGAUGAGCCAAGUAUCCUACCCGCACCUCGUGUUGCUGCAUGGAGUCUGCAUGGCUGGAGACAGCAUCAUGGUGCAGGAAUUUGUCUACCUAGGAGCAAUUGACAUGUACCUGCGCAAGCGUGGCCACCUGGUGCCAGCCAGCUGGAAGCUGCAGGUGAUCAAGCAGCUAGCCUAUGCCCUCAACUAUUUGGAGGACAAAGGCCUCCCUCACGGCAACGUGUCAGCGCGGAAGGUGCUCCUGGCUCGCGAGGGGAUGGAUGGGAGUCCACCUUUCAUCAAACUGAGUGACCCUGGCGUCAGCCCCACGGUGCUGAGCCUAGAAAUGCUCACCGACAGGAUCCCCUGGGUGGCCCCCGAGUGUCUGCAGGAAGCCCGGACGCUUGGCUUGGAAGCCGACAAGUGGGGCUUUGGCGCCACCGUGUGGGAGGUUUUCAGCGGGGGACCCAGGCACAUCACCUCGCUGGAGCCCGCCAAGAAGCUGAAGUUCUACGAGGACCAGGGGCAGCUUACGUGGUCCGCGAGCCGGGACAGAGCCCCAUCUUCUGGUACGCCCCAGAAUCCUUGUCCGACAACAUCUUCUCCCGCCAGUCUGAUGUGUGGAGCUUUGGCGUGGUGCUGUACGAGCUCUUCACCUACAGCGACAAGAGCUGCAGCCCUUCUGCCGAGUUCCUGCGCAUGCUGGGCCCUGAGCGUGAUGGGCCGGCUCUCUGCCGCCUCCUGGAGCUGCUGGCCGAGGGCCGCCGCCUCCCGCCGCCUGCAGCCUGCCCCAUGGAGGUUCAGGAGCUCAUGCAGCUGUGCUGGGCUCCCAGCCCGCAAGACCGGCCGGCCUUCAGCGCCCUGAGCCCGCAGCUGGACGCUCUGUGGCGUGGAAGCCCUGGAUAGCAGCCAGGGCUGGCUGUGUGACCGCAGCAGGACCUUCCACCUCUGGGCGCCACCCCCUUACAGGCUGAUCAUCCCCGCUCCCCACCCCCCUGCGGUUCCAACCUUUCCAGAAUGGGGGUGUUAAAUAUGUGACCCCAGAGUCUGCGCAGUUGUCACUUCUGGGAAUUCUUUCCUUCUGCAACCGCACCAACACCACUCCGCCUCGGCCUGAAAUCGACCCAAACCCUUUCUCCUGACCCCAGGUCUGCAACAGUGUCUGUGUACAGCUCCCAUCUCCCAGCCCUGUGGCUCCUGGCGGGCACUGAAGCCUCAGCAUGGCCCCCUUACAGGUUGGGCUCUGGGAGUGUUUGUUGAGUGAAUAAAUGAAUUCAAUAGAAAAGAUGGUUUGUGACUGGA